AUGGCGGCUGCAAGAGAUGCAUCGGAAAGGCAGUGGUCGCCCUUUCGGCAGGAAAAAACAAGAAAAUAAACCGAAAGUUGCAGAACGAACUUCAUAUUCCUGCCACACAAGGAAUAUUCGAGUGGUAGCGUAUCCGGUAGUAUUGCUGUUUCAUCUGAUCAGAGCGCUUGCUUUCCAACUUUGGUUGCUCUUGGUGUUUGCUUGCAAUACGACCUCUCGUUUGCUUCCAAGAAAAUACAACCAUUUAAAUCGACAAGACUCUGCUACCUCGGAUAUCCAAGAAGUGGUCACCAUGUCAAAUGGAACGCCAUCAAAUCCCGGGACAGGUCCAGCGGAACCGGUGUUGUCAAGACAGAAACAGCAUCACAGAAAGGCAUUUGAAUAUAUUUCCAAAGCCUUAAAAAUUGACGAGGAAGAGACCACAUAUCAGUUUGAAGGGACAGUCAUGGCACAAAAAAGAGCUUUUAGAGCUAGAAAGGAGCAAGCAGUGGACCUGUACAGGAAAGGUAUUACAGAACUGGAGAAAGGAAUAGCUGUACAGUUGAAAGGUCAAGGGGAGGCAUGGGACAGGGCCAGAAAUCUCCAGAGCAAGAUGUUGACCAACCUGGUGAUGGCGCAGGACAGACUGGAUGUUUUGGAAAAGGCCUUGAGGACAGAUGACUAUAUGCCAUCCCCAGGGGCAGGACCCCCAGGGGAGAGGGGUGCGGGUGUUUUAAAUACCCCCACUCCAGGAGCCUCAGGUGGUAAACCCGUACCCACCACUGCCAGUCCCUGCUCAGGUCAGAUGCUGCCCCCUAUAAUAAAACUAUCAGCGGAAGGAGAAGAAACAGAAAAGCAUGUUGCUGAAAAGAAAACUGCUCCAUCCAGAAGAAUCCCUACAAAAGGCCACGCUAAAAGCAAUUCUUUGCCCCGAGUGGGUCAGCGCAAUGUCAGUCCCUCCACUUCCCCGAGACCAGGUGCAGGCACCAGGAACAGAAGAAAGGGGAGUCUGAAUAUCCAGCAAAGAAGAUCUCAGCAGAAUAAGAAUGUAAAUUUUAAUUCUGAAAACUUCAAAAAUGUGGACAAGCGUCUAGCACAAAGUUUAUUAGAUGAAAUAGUUGACCAGGGACCAGCUGUUUCAUUUUCUGACAUAGCUGGGCAGUCAGUUUCCAAGCAAGCCCUGCAAGAAAUAGUGAUUUUGCCUUCUCUUCGACCAGAGCUGUUCACAGGCCUGCGAGCGCCAGCCAGAGGGUUGUUAUUGUUUGGUCCUCCUGGUAAUGGAAAAACAAUGCUGGCAAAGGCUGUAGCUAACGAAUCCCAUUCCACAUUUUUUAGCAUAAGCUCUUCAAGCCUUACAUCAAAAUAUGUUGGAGAAAGUGAAAAACUUGUCCGGGCAUUAUUUGCACUUGCCAGGGAGCUGCAACCUUCCAUAGUUUUCAUAGAUGAGAUAGAUUCCAUGCUGUGUGAGAGGAAAGAGGGUGAACAAGAUUACAGCAGGAGAAUAAAGACUGAAUUCCUUGUGCAGUUUGAUGGGGUAACAAGUAACAGUGAAGACAGAAUUCUCAUCAUGGGUGCAACAAACCGACCUCAGGAGCUGGACGAUGCUGUGCUGCGUAGAUUUCCCAAGAGAAUCUAUGUCGGCAUGCCAGAUUUUGAAACAAGGCGGGGCAUGCUGACCCAUUUACUCAGCAAGCACAAUAAUCCCUUAACAAUGGAUGAAAUAGAUAGACUAGCAAGGAGCUGUGAAGGCUAUUCUGGCAGUGAUAUGAAUGCUCUAGCUAAAGAUGCUGCCUUGGGACCAAUUAGAGAAUUGAAUCCAAAUGAUGUUAGGACAAUGGAUGCAAGCCAGAUUCGGAACAUUCGCCUGUCAGAUUUUGAACAUUCAUUGCGCAAAAUCCGCUGCAGUGUUCCUCAAAGAACUUUACAAGCGUACGAAUCUUGGAAUCGGGAAUAUGGGGACAUGUCAGCUUUAUGAGUUUUGCAUACGCAAAAGACCUUACAGAAAUAUCACUUCCACAUUGGAAAAUUUUACUUGGGGUUGAAUAAGAUCUCUCUUUUGGAGCCAUGUAUUGGUGCCCAAAUCAAACUGAACUGAUUUGAAAUAAACAUCUGAGUCUGGCUUACCAUAUUUGUUGCAGAGUGUUGGGAGUACCCAAGUAAUGGCAGGGUCUGUGUAUUGUAAAAGAUAAAAACCCAGCUUGACAGGUGCCCCUGGUGGGCCUGAGGAAGUGGUGCUGUAACUAAUGUGGUCCUGCUUUAUCAACUGUGUAGCUGGAGGUGCUGGGCAGGUUGUAGAAAAUCUUUCCAGUCUGAUGUUCAGUGAUAUGAGCUAUGAAUAGAGAAUUAUGGGUCAUGAACAUUAUGAUAUUAUGAACACAAGAACCUUUAUUUUAUUUAUUUAUUUUUGUUUUUGCCAAUUACAUUCCUUUUCACCAGAUUAAUGCCAAAUUCAUGAAGAAGUAAUAUAAGAUUUUUUUUUUCAUUUUCUGUAAUGGUAGCUAAUCGAUAACAAUUAUUUGCUAGCAUGAGACUAAAUGGGUGUAGUUUGGGCUAAAACAAGUUUUGUGGGAAUUGUAAUGGUUCAUAUUUUGUGUGGACAGGAACUGAAUAUAAUUUAUACUCACCUCAAGCGUAAUGUGAGGAAGGGUUUUAGGGAAGUUCUAUAAGAUAAACCUUAUCAAAAAAAUUUGUACUAAAUAAUAAGUCAUCUAUUUUCCUUGGAAAAAAUCACAGCGAAAGGCAUUCCACAUCUUCAGUGUAAUCUUACUUUGUGUAAGUGGGUUGUACUGUACGGUACAGGCUGUGGUUGAUGGAAGCAUCUGGUAUUACAGGGAUUGCCAUUUAUUCCCAUACACCUAUGCAUUAACUGAACAUUGCAGCAUUUUCAAUCAUAUGGGUUCUCUUUAAUGUUUAAUAUUAAAGCAAUCAUAAAUGGCUUUUUAAGAAAGCUUUCAAGUCUUAUGAACAAUUACAUUAGACCUGUGUGUCUAAGUUUUGUUUAUAUUUUCAUUUGGUCAUCUUUAGUUGUAUGAAAAUAUUCCUUUGUGACUGAAGAUAAAAUAUGAAACUUUUUUAUCCAAAUAUUGAAGUAAAAAUAGUUUAGGGGGAUAUGAGAUAAGCUUUCUGUCAAGAGCUCCAAUUUUAAAUGAUUUCUUUUGUAAGAUAAUCCAAAUUAAUGUCUCCUCUUGCUUUACUUCGAUGACAAAAACUUUGGAUGAAAUGAAUUUAUAUAUUUUGUAACAGUUUUUGCAAAGAAUAUUUUGAGUAAAAAAGACAUUUAUCUGCUUUGUAUGACCUUUUUGUUGUUAAAGUCCAUUUUCCUAUUUAUUUAUAUUCAUUUAUUUAAUGUCAUCAGUUGUUUGUCAUUAAGAAGGUAAUUUAACAAAAAAUUUGCAUAACUGAUAUCGUUAGAACAGUUUACAUGCAGCGAUAUAUGAAAAUAAAUAUAUGGAACGGA
This is a messenger RNA of Lingula anatina, 3436 nucleotides long. Its product is annotated as spastin. Gene Ontology annotation, molecular function: microtubule severing ATPase activity; ATP hydrolysis activity; ATP binding. The record is from RefSeq and is a predicted model, not a curated record. Gene Ontology annotation, cellular component: microtubule cytoskeleton. Lineage: Eukaryota; Metazoa; Brachiopoda; Lingulata; Lingulida; Lingulidae.